AUGGAGAUCCAGCAAUUGGACUCCGAAGGUCAACCAACAGUGACGUUCAUGUAUGACCCAGUCAGCAUGACCUUCGAAAUGCGUCCUUUGCAGGGCUCAGCAAGUACGUCAUUGAUGAUGAGAUUGAUGGACGUUUUCUUACCCGCUGGGUACCCCUUGAGCGUCACCGCGGAUUACACUUCCUACCAGGUCUACGACACCUUACAGGCUUUCGCUUCCACUAUUGCGGGACUGCUAGCUUCGAGAGCAGUAUUAGUCGGGAUGGGUGUUGGGUCCGAGGAUGCCUCACUUGUAACCACCAUGCUGCUAUACAUUGCGCAAGAAACCAUUGGCCGGGUAGCCACCAUCUUGUUCGCCCACUACUUCUCUCAAAGUAUCGAAGCCGAAGUGAAAUUUUAUCGAUUCUUUGCAGAUAUCGUCAAUGACCUUGCUUUUAUCCUGGACUGCUUGAGUCCAGGUCUGCCAGUGUUAGGGCGGGUUUGCACGCUUUGUGUCAGUAACGCGUGCCGAGCUGUGUGUGGGGUCUCGGGUGGGAGCUCUAAGGCCAUCCUUUCGUCCCAUUUUGCAAAGUCGGGUAACAUUGGCGAGCUGAAUGCCAAAGAUGGCAGUCAGGAGACUGUUAUCAGCUUGAUUGGCAUGUGGGCAGGAGGGUUUGUCGUCAGCAAAGUCCACGGCACGUGGAACACCUGGUGCUGUCUGCUCCCGCUGCUCGCGCUGCAUCUGUGGGCAAACUGGAUGGCAGUAAAGAGCGUACGACUGACUUCGCUCAACGGCGAGAGAGCCAGCAUUCUGUUUAGUGCGCUUCUGAAGGGUCGGGUCAAGAACCUAAACGCCAUAGGUAAGGAGGAAUCGAUUUUGGGCGUGGCUAAGAUCUUGCCUAUGCGUUUAAACACUUUCCGAGUGGGUGUUAGCGUGUCGGAUUUCUUACAUGACUUACCUGGCGACAACGACGAUCGUGGCCAGAAGUGUAGGCAUUUUGACCGACUGCGGCAGAUAUUCCAAGAUGAGGACUAUUUGCUCUGGCACGAUGCUCACACCAAGCGAGGAACUGUGCUGCUGAAGGAAUCGGCAACAGGUGAGACGCAGGCAAAAGCCAUAUGCCACUAUCUUCGGAUUUCCGUGCCGAUAACAAAAUAUUCCGACUCUCCGAAACCAUUGCAAUAUCGCGAUCAGAGCGAGGCUGUCCAGAAACCUUUGAGGGACAGUGACUCAGAGCCCAGAGUCACCCCCAGUCAUGACAACAACGAUCCCGCGGGCCAGUCCGUAGGCCAUGUUGGUGGAGGCCAGAAUUUUGAGUCCAUCUCUCAGAGUCUCCGACAAAACAGGCAGCAGUGGCAGAAUUUGCGAGAUCAAGCUGAGGGUGCCGGGUGGGAUCUCAGUCUAACAAAUCUUGUCGGUGGCCGAAGCCAUCGAGUUCGGAUGAAUGAUACGCAAUUUGAGAAGAAAGACCAAUGA
This is a messenger RNA of Cladophialophora yegresii CBS 114405, 1455 nucleotides long. RefSeq lists its product as uncharacterized. The coding region runs from base 1 to 1455 and encodes 484 amino acids. The transcript has a single exon. NCBI's taxonomy places the organism in Eukaryota, Fungi, Ascomycota, Eurotiomycetes, Chaetothyriales, Herpotrichiellaceae. The record is from RefSeq and is a predicted model, not a curated record.